This is a messenger RNA of Phytophthora infestans T30-4, 555 nucleotides long. RefSeq names its product flagellar peptidyl-prolyl cis-trans isomerase. Gene Ontology annotation, molecular function: peptidyl-prolyl cis-trans isomerase activity. Gene Ontology annotation, cellular component: intracellular membrane-bounded organelle. The record is from RefSeq and is a predicted model, not a curated record. Gene Ontology annotation, biological process: protein peptidyl-prolyl isomerization; protein folding. Bases 7 to 555 code for a protein of 182 amino acids. Lineage: Eukaryota; Oomycota; Peronosporomycetes; Peronosporales; Peronosporaceae. The transcript is spliced from 5 exons.
GCAAUAAUGGACGCGGCGCUGAGCGAGGCACUGCGGCGGGGAAACCCAGUCGUGUUCUUCGACAUCUCGAUCGGAGGCGCACCAGUGGGCCGCCUACGACUGGAGCUGUUCAAGAGGGACUGCCCGCGCACGGUCGAGAACUUCCGGCAAUUCUGUACGGGCGAGUACAGGAAAUCUGAGCUACCGGUUGGCUACAAAGGCUGCCCAUUUCACCGAGUCAUCAAAGACUUCAUGGUACAGGGCGGUGACUUUCUGAAGGGAGACGGCACAGGUCGUAUCAGCAUCUACGGCGACAAGUUCGAGGACGAGAGCUUCGCUCAUAAGCACACGGAGCCCGGACUCCUGUCGAUGGCGAACAGCGGGCCAGGCACGAACGGCUGCCAGUUUUUCCUCACGUGUGCGCCUUGCGACUGGUUGGAUGGUAAGCAUGUGGUCUUCGGAAAGGUGUUGGACCCAGCUUCGCUGCUGUUGCUGCGUAAGAUGGAGAGCGUGCCUGUUGGGCCCAAUAGCAAACCCAAGCUCACCAUUACCAUCACUGAGUGCGGUGAACUGUAG